AUGGAAGCGCUUUCCCCUCGCUCAACGAAUCUUCCUCUGCAGAACAAACCGUCUGCAGCGCAUAAAAAGGUGGAUCGUCACGCCCCUCCGGCUGCUGCGGCCGCAAAGGCCGCUCCUUCUAAAAUCCAUGCGCCGCCACCACCUUCGAUUGUGAGGGAGCCUGGGGAAGAUGGCGAGGAAUAUUCCACGGGGUUGUUCCUCGGGAAGGGAGGUUUUGCGGUCUGUUAUGAAGGAAAGCUUGCGCGCAAUGGCCGGGUGUUUGCGCUGAAAGUUGUUCGGUCGGAGAUGACACAAAAGAAAAUGGCAGAGAAGUUUCGAACUGAACUCGAGAUUCACUCUAAAUUGCGACAUCCGAACAUCGUCCGCUUUCACCGCGCAUUCGCUUUUUUUGACUGUACAUACGUUGUCCUUGACUUGUGUCCUAACGGCUCUGUGAUGGAUAUGGUUCGAAAACGAAAGUCUUUGACAUUGCCUGAAGUGCGACGAUUCAUGAUACAGCUUUGCGGCGCCGUGAAAUACCUACAUAAGCGAAACGUGGCGCAUCGUGAUCUCAAGAUGGGAAAUCUAUUUUUGGAUCGCAAUAUGGACAUCAAAGUUGGUGAUUUUGGACUGGCAGCCAUGAUAUUGUCGGAAAAGGAGGCAAAGCGGCGACAAACGCUAUGCGGCACUCCGAAUUAUAUUGCGCCAGAGGUUAUUGAUAGAAGUAAAGGAGGACACAAUCAAAAAGUGGACAUUUGGUCCUUGGGUGUGAUCUGUUUCGCCAUGCUUGCAGGCUUUCCGCCAUUCCAAUCCAAAACUCAAGAAGAGAUAUACAAAAAGGUCAAGAACUUAAAUUACGUCUGGCCAAAAGACAACGAAUGCGCGAAUGAUAUUCCGAUAGAGGCCAAGACCCUUGUCAGCUCUUGCUUGAACUUGGAUGAAGAUAAACGACCUUCGGCAGAUGAUAUUGUCGACCACGAGUUUUUCAACAUGUAUCCCGGCUGCAUUCCUCGUUCUCUCGAUCCCUCGUGCAAACAGAUGAAACCGGUCUGGUUGAAGAUGGAGGAACCGCAAGGAGAUCGAAUGAUACAGGGUUAUAGCUUGGAUCACGAAAGCAAAUACCGAAGCAAAGCGGCACAGAUUAAGGAUCCUCGAGAACGAUACGCAUUUUGCAGAGAGGCGUUUUAUAGUGAAUGCGGUGUUGGGUUCAGACGAGAUGGAAACCCUCGUAAAUGCGCGGGCAAAGGUUCAUCCAAAACCGUCUUUUCAGAAACAUCCGCAGAAACAGACAAGGGCCUUUCGCCUGUUAUUCCCCUACCGCCAGACCUGGUUUAUAAAUAUCCGGCCUGGUCUGACGGUGAUUGGAGUGUUCCCGAUAAUGCCGUCCCAUCCGUGACCGACUUUAGUGAUUCUAACAGCUCGGAUGAUAGCAAUGAGCGAUCAGCCCCAUUAGACUCACCGGAAAAGAUGAAUUCAGCUUCUCUCGCACGAACGCAAGCAGCCCUGGCUGCAGCGCAAUCGCGGCGGUUGGAUGCGCAACCGAAGAGUCAUGCGGCCACACUUCGUCAACAAGCACUGCCUCUUCGCACCUCCAGUCGAAAUGCUGCCACAAUGCGAGCUCCGCCAACUACAGCUACAACGACCACGCAUAUGACGCGGAACCCGUCUGGAUCUCGUGAUUUACCACCUGAAUCUCCUCCCAAAGGCUUGGCUCAAAAGCCUGUAAGGAUUCCCCGAGGGGUUGCCGCGUCAUAUUCGGCGUCAAUUCGAGAUCUCGACAGGCUUGUUGCACCCCCGAUGCCCAAAUCUGACAGCGUCCCCGACAAUCUUGGUAUGGGUAAAACGCGGUCGCAAUCGCGUCGCCAGUAUGAGGCAGCUAUGGAUAGACCUCCUCUAGGACCUUUCAGUCAGGACGAAGUACGGUCGGCUACUCCCUUGAACGAUGAGAUUGUUGCCAAACCGUCUAGAUCGAGACAUAUGCGGGCUCCAGGCUCGGUACAACCGGAGAACCGGUCAGAAAGUCCAGUGGAACAACAACAGCGAUUCAAGACCUCAAGGCCACUACCUGCAGAUACCGCGCAAAGCCAUGCACGAAACUCCAGCAAAUCUAGCACGUCUUCCAACAAACCUCGGUCAACGCUUGGCGUUAGUUCGCUUAUACAUCCGAGUGAGAAAUUCGAAUUGAUACCUCGAUCUUCUCCUGAAGACGUCGUCGUGGACAUCAAGCUCAUGCUGCAGAAUAUGACGCUGCUUGCGUCGCGAACAUACCGGUCUCAAUCCAAACGUCGUCCCCAUUCAUACGUCAUCAAAUGGGUUGAUUAUACAAAUCGAUAUGGCAUUGGGUAUAUACUUGACGAUGGCACUGUAGGUUGUGUUUUCAAAGGAGAGCAUGGCCAAGCUGCGAGUGGGGUUAUUUUACGAGACGGAGAGAAGCAUAUUCGACGCAAGUCUCGAUGUCUGGAAAAUCGAGAUCAAUAUCCCUACCCGGAGGUCGAUCAGUUGGUACCACGGACUGGAAAGCCCGUGGAGUUCUACGAGAAUAUAGAGCAAAGGUCUGCAGAUGUUCGUGGCAUGAAACGUAUUCUUGUACGACCAGAGGUCUUUGAGGUCAAGGCCUCCAGUAGCGGAAACGGGGCUAUGGGGAUUAGGGUCAGGACUGACGUUGGACCCGACCAAGCCAAGUCAGAGGCAGAAAAGGUGAAGAGAGUGAAAUUGGUCGACCAAUUCGGCAAGUACAUGAUUGGAUCUUUGGGACGACAUGGAGCGGAUAACCUCAAUGACGAUCUAAGCUCGUCAAAAGAUUCAGAUGUCUGCAUCAAAUUCUACCAGCGGUUGGGAAAUGUUGGCGUCUGGGGAUUUGGUGACGGCGCUUUUCAGUUCAACUUCCCCGACCACACCAAACUUGUGAUUUCACAUGGCAAAAGCAGAGCCUCGUCCCCAUGGGUCGACUUUUACCAUCUCUCCCCAUCUGCAGCACGAUACUUAGCUGCCAAAGGCAAAAUGCAUCCGUCUGGCUUUGAUACUCGCGCUGUUGCUUCCGACGAAGCAGCUACAUUCCUGGCCGUAGCCAACGACACGACCGAAAAUCUCGCUGAUGACCGAUUACGCGACGUCCUCCAGGCCAAUGGGUUCGUGCGCAAGAUGAAAUUCGUCAAAGAAGUUCUUAGCACCUGGGUUUAUUAUGGCCGUCUUGGAGGUCGACCACCCACACCUGCCACCACAACGGGCGCCAGUGCGCAACCAACAGAGAUCUUCUGGGAGGGUCCACAGGAACGUCCAUCCAGUGGAGUAGGAAAAUACGUCUGGGUCACUGUGGGCGCUCAAGGUGGAGAUGGAGAGUAUAUCUGCAUGGCACCUAAUUCCCCCGCUGGAAUUGAUCGAGAAGCUGGUCUUGCUUCUUCAACAAAAAUCUCACCGCAGAAACAACGACACCAACAACUACAAAAUGGAGCAACCCAACGACCGGACAGGACUAUGCGAGGAGGUAUAGAGAGGACGUAA
Talaromyces marneffei is the source of this 3480-nucleotide messenger RNA. RefSeq lists its product as uncharacterized. Gene Ontology annotation, biological process: mitotic cell cycle; regulation of protein localization to mitotic spindle pole body; protein phosphorylation. The coding region runs from base 1 to 3480 and encodes 1159 amino acids. The transcript has 4 exons. Lineage: Eukaryota; Fungi; Ascomycota; Eurotiomycetes; Eurotiales; Trichocomaceae. The record is from RefSeq and is a predicted model, not a curated record. Gene Ontology annotation, cellular component: centrosome; nucleus; cytoplasm. Gene Ontology annotation, molecular function: ATP binding; protein binding; protein kinase activity.